GUAACGAAAUUUUGACUGAGGAAUUAACGUCUCACGACCACGGUCCAAGCAGCACCUCCGAACGCUGCUGCCAGCGAAGUCGCCGCCAUUGCGUCUCUUUCUUAACACAUACACAUACUCUCUAGUCAGCCCUGCUAGACCAGGGCGUUACCCAGCUCCUCCGCCAGGUCUCCGAAGCACAUGCGCUGAGCGCAACGCCCUCGGGCUUCAAAGCCCCUCGGGCGCUAUCCAUAGUCGCCUAUGCUUGCUGUGGAAAACUAAGGAGCGAGCAGGAUGAACAGAUACAAGGUGGUAAAGCAGCUGGGCGAUGGCACGUACGGCACGGUGUGGAAGGCCAUCAACCGGCAAACCAAUGAAGUGGUGGCUAUCAAGAAGAUGAAGCGCAAGUUUUACUCAUGGGAGGAGUGCAUGAACCUGCGCGAGGUCAAGUCGCUGCGCAAGCUGAACCACCCCUGCAUCAUCAAGCUGAAGGAGGUCAUUCGCGAGAAUGACGAGCUCUUCUUCGUGUUUGAGUACUUGGAAUGCAACGUCUACCAAUUAACGAAAGACCGGGACAAGUUCCUUCCGGAGUCGCGGAUACGCAACUGGUGUUACCAGAUCUUCCAGGGCCUGGCCUACAUCCACAAGCACGGCUUCUUCCACCGCGACAUGAAGCCAGAGAACCUGCUGGCCAGCAAGGACAGCAUCAAAAUUGCGGACUUCGGCCUGGCGCGCGAGAUCCGGUCGCGGCCACCCUACACCGACUAUGUGUCCACACGAUGGUACCGUGCGCCGGAGGUGCUGCUGCGCUCGCCCUACUACAACGCGCCCAUCGACCUGUUCGCCAUGGGCGCCAUCAUGGCGGAGCUGUACAUGCUGCGGCCACUGUUCCCGGGGACCAGCGAGGCGGACGAGAUCUACAAGAUCUGCUCCAUCAUGGGCACGCCCACGCAGCAGGUGUGGCCCGAGGGGCUCAAGCUGGCGGCGACCAUGAACUUCCGCUUCCCGCAGUUCGCGCCCACGCCGCUGAACAAGAUCAUCACCAACGCCUGCCCCGAGGCCAUCGACCUCAUGACGCAGCUGUGCCACUGGGACCCCAACAAGCGCCCCACCGCGGUGCAGGCGCUGCAGCACCCCUACUUCGCGGUGGGCGUGCGGCCGGCGCUCCCGGUGUCCAACUCGCCCAUGUCCAUAGACCGGCCCAACUCGCACGGCGUGACCAACCCCGGCAAGGACAUCGCCGUGCUGGAGGACCGCAACGGCAUGCGCGGACCCAAGACGUGGGCGGAGACGGCGCCGCCGCUGCGGCAGGCGGACCAGCAGAACCCGGACCAGAACAAGGGGGGCGCGGGGACCGCGGCCGCGCCCGCCGCCGGCUCGCUGUCGUCCAUGGGACUCCAGCUCAACCUGGGCAACGCGCUGGGUAACCCCCUGUCCAGCCUGCUGCCGCGCGGCAACUCGUUCGGGCAAGGCGCGGGCCUGCCCAACCUGCCCAACGGCGCCUCCGGCAUGGGGCUGCUGCAGCGCAACCUGUCCAACAGGCCCGGAGGCGUGCCCAACCAGCCGCCGGCGCCCUCGCUGCAGCCGCUGCCGCCGCGCCGGCCCUCCAACUUCGGCAGCGAGGGCCCCGCCGCCAGCGGCGCCUCCGCCGUCAUGGCCUCCCUCAACUUCGACCACCUGCGGCCACCCGGCAUGCAGGCGCCGCCGCUACCGGCGCCGGCGGGUGGCGGGGGCCUGCCGCCGGGCGUGACGCGGUACACGGGUGCAUCGCCAGGCGUGGGUGCCACGGACCCGCUGGGGGCGGCCAACGACGGGCGGCGCGCGGGACUGCUUCCUCCGCCGGCGCUCAACAAAAUUGGCUCCAUCAACCAGCGCGGCGCCAACGCGGUGCUGAACGGGCCGCUUAGCAACAUGCUAUCGCAGCAGCACCAGAUCGCGCAAGGCGGCACUGCCAGCGGGGCGCUCCAGGGGAUGCUGCCGUCGCUGGGCAGCGGGCGAAUCUUGGGCGACCCGCUAGCGGCUAAGAACGCGCUCGGGGGGCAGCGGCGGUAGGCAGCAGCGGCUACGGCGGCGGAAGUUGAGGCAGCGGCACAGGCGCAGGCUUGAGCACCUGCGUGGGAGUGGUGCGGGAAACGCCGGACGGGAUGCUCGUUCGCCGCGCUCCUGCGAUGGAGGCUGGGGCUGGGAGGAGGGCAAUGGACGGGUGUUUGGCACGAGGAGGAGCGCCGGCGUGCGGCUGUAAUCUUAGCGACGUGGGCACGUGGCCUUGUGGAUGGGGGCCGCGCAGACAGGCUAUGCACGUAGGUGUUGGAAGCGAGUUGCUAUACGUAACUUUGUUUUGCCAGUUUGCUAGGACUUCUUUGCAUGGAGUGGAGCGGGCAGGCAUGGAUGUGUGGUGCGGGCGCGGCCACAGUGACACGACAGCGCCUUCGGACUUGUGAAUAGUUGACAUGAUUCAAUUGGAUAUAUAGCAAGGACUCGAGGGUGUGACCGGGGCAUGUGCAGGGCUGUCGUCGAGCACGGCAGCGGGCGUAGUGUCAUGGCGUCGCAGCAAUUGCACGGCAUUGUAGUGAAUGGGGCGCCCUAACUGUUUAUGGCACUGUUCACG
Messenger RNA from Chlamydomonas reinhardtii, 2587 nucleotides. RefSeq lists its product as uncharacterized. Gene Ontology annotation, cellular component: nucleus; cytoplasm. The transcript is spliced from 8 exons. Gene Ontology annotation, biological process: intracellular signal transduction; protein phosphorylation. Lineage: Eukaryota; Viridiplantae; Chlorophyta; Chlorophyceae; Chlamydomonadales; Chlamydomonadaceae. The coding region runs from base 274 to 2031 and encodes 585 amino acids. The record is from RefSeq and is a predicted model, not a curated record. Gene Ontology annotation, molecular function: protein serine/threonine kinase activity; ATP binding.